This is a messenger RNA of Amborella trichopoda, 823 nucleotides long. Its product is annotated as NADH-ubiquinone oxidoreductase B18 subunit. Gene Ontology annotation, cellular component: mitochondrion; respiratory chain complex I. NCBI's taxonomy places the organism in Eukaryota, Viridiplantae, Streptophyta, Magnoliopsida, Amborellales, Amborellaceae. The record is from RefSeq and is a predicted model, not a curated record.
UGAGGCUUUACGUAUAUUUUAUAGGGCUGCAGCCCUAUCAAACCAUCUUCCUCUACUUAAACGCCAUCCGAUAGUUCUUUAUACGAGCUGCCUAUUGUAUUUCGGCAGCAAAUAACAAGGCCUCUGAAUCUAGAGGGAGAAAGAGUUUAGGCCAGUGAGGGAGGGAGAGUUUGGGAAGCUGACACCAGUGGUUUUAGAGAGAGAGAGGAAACGCAUUGGAAUUAGGUUUUGUCUGUUGCUUGGUGAUGGAUGUGCCUGGUUCUUCGAAGAAGAUGAUAGCAACACAGGAAGAGAUGGCGGAGGCUAAGGUACCGAUCCCCUACAGGGACCAGUGCGCUCACCUUCUCAUUCCUCUCAACAAUUGUAGAGUUGCGGAGUUCUAUCUUCCAUGGAAGUGUGAGAAUGAGAGGCACACGUAUGAGAAGUGUGAAUACGAAUUGGUAAUGGAGCGAAUGAUGCAGAUGCAGAAGAUUAGAGAAGAAGAAAAGCUCAAGAAGAAGCAAACCCAAGGGAUCCCUUUGAUUCCUAAGACUGCAGACGCCUAAAUUUCCCUUUUCAUGGAAAGCAGGGUUGGGCGUGUUCAAUUCUCAAUUUCUUUGUCAUUUCCUAUUUUCUACCCAUCAGGAUCCCAUAUUGAAAGAUCUUUUGUAUGAUACUGUGUCUAUGCGCUAAUGACAACUUUCAACAGGUUUUAUCCUGCUUCUGCUGUCUUUGGCUUCCAUACUGUUUGAAAGAAGGAAAAAACUUGGUCCUAACAUGAUCAAUAUGCUUUUAAUCGAUUGGAUCUUUUCUAUUGCAAACGAUGGUAUGGAUUUAUUUCUCC